Molecule: messenger RNA, 1098 nt
Organism: Numida meleagris (helmeted guineafowl)
Lineage: Eukaryota; Metazoa; Chordata; Aves; Galliformes; Numididae
Gene: NMU
Product: neuromedin U
Exons: 8
Coding region: 167-637 (156 amino acids)
Biological process (GO): regulation of smooth muscle contraction
Molecular function (GO): neuromedin U receptor binding
Source: RefSeq, a predicted model, not a curated record
GAGGGGUCUGCCCGGGGCGGGGGGAGGCCGAAGGGGCGGGCAGGGCGGCUGACGUGGGCUCUGUGAGUCAGGGUGAUGCUCGUCCACGUGUCAGGGAGAUUUAAAAAGUUUGGGCAGGGAGCGGGGCACGGCCAGCGGCGGGCAGGCAGAGCAGGGCACCGCGGGCAUGGCGCAGCUCUGCCAGCAGCAGCUCCUUGCGGCCAUCCCCCCGCGCAGCCCGGGCAGUGGCGGGGUGCUGCCGGGGUCCCCGCUUCUCUUGCUUCUCCUCCUCCUCGCCUCUUCUGCGUGUGUCUGCAAAGGUGCUCCGAUGCCGUCCCAAGUGCUGGAGGCAGAGCAGGAACUGCAGCUGUGGAAGGAGAUAGACGAUGCCUGUUCUGCCUACAUGUCCACAGAUUCUCAGCCUCAGGUGUCCAGUACACUGGAAGAACUUUGUUUUUUGGUCAUGGGAUUUCUCCAGAAGCCACAGGGUUUAGAUGAAAAAGACAACACGAAAAGGUUCUUAUUUCAUUAUUCUAAGACUCAUGACUCAGGAAACUCAGACAUCAGGGAGGAUCUUCAAGGAGCUGGAGGGAUUCAAAGUAGAGGCUAUUUUUUCUUCAGGCCACGUAAUGGGAAGAGAUCAGUGGAUUUUCGCUAAGGAGGUAUUUAUUUAAUGCUUUCAUCAUCAUCUGUAUUGAAAUUACUUUAUUUUUAUACAAAUAUGCCACAGGAUUUACACUUAGAAAUAGAGUUCUGCAGACAAUCUUCUUUGAGAUAUGCCAAAUCCACACAUCUUUGUUUAAAUUGAGUAGAAGCUAUAGAUACUCAGUUCCUGGAAGAGAGAACGCAGGUGUUUCUGGAAGCAAGAAAUGGAAAAGAUCCCAGAUCUGUAGACAGUUUGGAAAGUUACCAAUGAUGGAUGAAAGGUGUAUGUCACGAAGAACCAAUUCAACUACCUGCCAAAUACAUACUGAGAAGUAAACUGACAGGCUGGGCAUACUCCUGCUGUUCUUACACAGAAUUAAGGUCUACCCUUACAUUGAAAUUAAGUGUGGACUUCAGGUUUUAAUUUAAAAUCACUCAAUUCUUUGGACACACACAAAAAACCUGUGCUAAUAU